Molecule: messenger RNA, 3222 nt
Organism: Fusarium fujikuroi IMI 58289
Lineage: Eukaryota; Fungi; Ascomycota; Sordariomycetes; Hypocreales; Nectriaceae
Product: related to phosphatidylserine decarboxylase
Exons: 2
Coding region: 1-3222 (1073 amino acids)
Biological process (GO): phospholipid biosynthetic process
Molecular function (GO): phosphatidylserine decarboxylase activity; calcium ion binding
Source: RefSeq, a predicted model, not a curated record
AUGCUGACAGUUGAACUUCAGUACCUCGUUCUCUCUAGCGGCGACUCUCGAAUCGUAACCAACGAUGUUCCCAAGACUCUUAACCCGGAGUGGAAUGUCACCGAAGAGAUUCCCCUCACAUCUGUCCAGAACUUGGUCCUGGAUGUCAUCUGCUGGGACAAGGACCGCUUUGGAAAAGAUUACAUGGGUGAGUUCGAUCUCGCUCUCGAAGAGAUCUUCAACAACGACAAGGUGGAACAGGAACCUACCUGGUACCGUCUCAAGAGCAAACGUCCCGGCAAGAAGACGAGUGUUGUCUCUGGUGAAGUCCAGUUACAGUUUUCACUCUUUGACUUGACGAACCCGUCAGCGACACCGCAGCAAAUUCUCGAAAAGUUCCAAGCCCUUGUAGGAACCGCCCCCGCUGGCUCUCGAAACGUAACACCCUCGAUGACACCAAACCUGGCGCCCACAGGUUCCCAAUCCGCCCCCAACCCUCAGGAUAGCCCUAGUGACGAUGACGAUGACGAUUUCGAUGACGACGACUCCGAUGAGGGUGACGAGGACGAAGGUGAACAAGAUGCUACCAAACGCAAGCGCCGACUUCGAAUUCGAGGACUGAAGAAGAGGAGACGCAACAACCCUUAUGCCUUUGCCAGCAGUGGCUCUGACGUUGUUGGAAUCAUCUACCUUGAGGUCAUCAAGAUCACAGACCUGCCUCCCGAAUCCAACCUUACACGCACAAGCUUCGAUAUGGACCCUUUCGUUGUGGCAUCCCUCGGCAAGAAGACAUACCGAACUCGACGCAUUCGCCAUGACCUCAACCCCGUCUAUAACGAGAAGAUGCUGUUUCAUAUCCAAAGCCACGAGCAGCAGUACUCUUUCGCUUUUACUGUCAUCGACCACGAUAAAUACUCCGGCAACGAUUUCAUUGCUUCGUGCGAUCUUCCCAUCCACCAAUUGAUCGAGAGAGCCCCCAAAGCAAACCCAGAAACCGGACUCUAUGAUCUCCAAGUCCCUGCACAGGCCGAACCGCUUCCUUCGCGAUCGCGAUUCAAGAAGCUCGCCAUGUCACGAUCCAACUCUUCCUCCAGUAUCAGCAAGAUGAUUCGUCCUCCACUGAGCAAGCACGCCUCCAACACAAGUAUGGCAUCAGCGACUCCCGCCCCUGCUCCCACCUCAGCACCCGAUCCCAACAAGCUGGCACCGGCGGAUGUCCUCGCCAAUACUGGUUCUGAUCCUGAUUCGACCAACAUGGACAGCGGAGAUGCCGACUUUUACGAGUAUAACGUUCCUCUGAAGAUGAAGAACACCGAAAAGUGGGAGAAGAAGCACAACCCCGUUCUUUACCUCCGUGCGAAGUACAUGCCAUAUGAUGCCCUCCGACAACAGUUCUGGCGAGCCAUGCUUCGACAAUAUGAUGCCGAUGAGAGUGGUCGCAUCAGCAGAAUCGAGCUCACAACAAUGCUCGAGUCUUUGGGUUCUACGCUUACCGAGAAUACCAUCGACGGCUUUUUCAAGCGAUUCCCCCACCGUGAUGCUGAUAACGACGAGAAUUGGGAGCUCACGAUGGACGAGUGCGUCAUUUGCCUGGAGGACCAACUGGAAGGACGAAGGCGAUCCUCAGGCACUGCUGCAGAUAAACUCAAGGGUUUGGUGCCUGAUAUGAAGAACCUCCUCCACGUGCCUGGUCAUGGACACAACAACGAUGGCUCAGAGACCCCCAGUGUUCUAGAACUGGACUCGACGUUGGGAACUCAGACUCCUAUCUCAAACGUCCCCACUUUGAAGACACCUGCAGAUGAGGAGGGCGAUCCCCUCGACAAGUCUGACAGCAGUGAUGACCGUUCUGAAGAGCACGUCGUAGAGAUCCGAGAAUGUCCUAUCUGUCACCAGCCGCGACUCAACAAGCGCAAGGAUGCUGACAUCAUCACCCAUAUUGCGACAUGCGCAAGCCAAGACUGGAGGCAAGUCAACAGCGUGCUCGUGGGUGGAUUUGUCACAGCCAGCCAGGCGCAGCGCAAGUGGUACUCGAAAGUCAUUACCAAGAUCUCUUACGGUGGUUACAAGCUGGGUGCCAACUCGGCCAAUAUCCUUGUGCAGGAUCGUCUCACGGGGCAGAUCAACGAGGAGAAGAUGAGUGUUUAUGUAAGACUCGGCAUUCGUCUGCUGUACAAGGGACUUAAAUCUCGAGAUAUGGAGAACAAACGAAGUAAGCAGAGUGUGCUCGCCUGCAAAACCAGCAUUACUGACAAGGCUACAGUCCGAAAACUACUCAAAAAUCUGAGUAUUAAGCAGGGUAAGAAGUUUGACGACCCUGCAUCCAAGGAUGAAAUUGAAAAGUUCAUUGCUUUCCACGGUCUCGACAUGUCGGAAGUUCUGCUGCCGUUGGAGGAGUUCAACAACUUCAACGAGUUCUUCUACCGCGCCCUGAAGCCUGGCGCUCGACCCUGCUCUGCGCCCGACAACCCUCACAUCAUCGUCUCACCAGCCGAUUGUCGGAGCGUCGUCUUCAACUCUAUCACAGUCGCUACCAAGAUUUGGGUCAAGGGUCGUGAAUUUAACAUGAAGAGGCUUCUCGGCGACGCAUACCCUGAGGAUGUGUCUCGAUUUGAGGGCGGAGCUCUGGGCAUCUUCCGACUAGCUCCCCAGGAUUAUCAUCGCUUCCACAUCCCUGUGGACGGUGUCAUGGGCAAGCCCAAGACAAUUGAGGGCGAAUACUACACGGUGAACCCCAUGGCUAUUCGAUCGGCUCUGGACGUUUACGGAGAAAAUGUGAGAGUUCUCGUGCCAAUUGAUAGUGAACAUCACGGACGCGUCAUGGUAAUUUGUGUCGGUGCAAUGAUGGUAGGCAGCACUGUCAUUACUCGCAAGGAGGGCGAGAAAGUCCACCGAGCAGAAGAGCUGGGAUACUUUAAGUUUGGUGGCAGCACGAUUCUGCUGCUUUUUGAACCUGGACGAAUGGUGUUUGACGAUGAUCUUGUCGACAACGGCAAGGAUGCACUUGAAACUCUGGUCCGAGUUGGCAUGUCUGUUGGCCACACGCCUAGUGAGCCACAGUGGACUCCUGACAUGCGAAAGAAGGCGGAGAACAUCACGGAAGCGGACAAGAGAGCUGCCAAGAGACGGAUCCAGGGCAACGUAGCCUUGCAGGAGUCUCCAGAUGGUAGUGGAGAGGAAGAGCAGCCAUCAAGAUUAACAUCCAAGCCCACCAUCGAUACAAUGGCUGCGUCGGCGAUGUAG